UUUGCUUGUAAAGUUUCGGAGACAGUACGUAUUGUUUAUGAAAUAGUUGGUAAGUGGCAUUUCUGCCUUAAUUAUAUAUAGCGUUGGCAAAUGAGUAGAGCAACUACUCUAUCAUAGCAUAGCAUCAGAUUGGUCAAAGUCUGAAAAAAUGGGGGAGGCAGGAAAGCAGAGGAGUUUGGUUUUUGCAGUUAAUGGACGCAGGUAUGAGCUCUUAGACGUAGACGACCCUUCAAUUACUUUGCUUGAGUUCUUGCGUUCUCAAACUCCUUUCAAAAGUGUCAAGCUCGGCUGUGGUGAAGGUGGCUGUGGUGCCUGUAUUGUCCUACUGUCUAAGUAUGAUCCGGUGCUCGACCAAGUUGAGGAUUCUGCUGUGAGUUCAUGUCUCACACUUCUUUGCAGUGUAAAUGGAUGUUCAAUUACUACAGCUGAGGGAGUUGGAAAUAGUAAGGAUGGUUUCCAUCCUAUUCAGGAAAGGUUUGCUGGUUUCCAUGCUUCUCAAUGUGGCUUUUGUACUCCCGGAAUGUGUGUUUCUCUCUUUUCAGCUCUUGUCAAUGCUGAUAAGACCAACAGGCCAGAACCCCGUCCUGGAUUCUCCAAGCUCACAGUCUCUGAAGCAGAAAAGGCCAUCGCAGGAAAUCUUUGUCGCUGUACCGGUUAUCGACCUAUUGCUGAUGCUUGCAAAAGUUUUGCUGCUGAUGUUGAUAUGGAGGACUUGGGGUUGAACUCCUUCUGGAAAAACGGAGAAAGUGAUGAAGCAAAGCUGAGUAGAUUACCUUCAUACAAUCAUAGUAAUGCAAGUUCUAAGUUUCCUGAGUUUCUCAAGAAGCAUAUCAAGGCAGGUGCCACUCUGGCUUCUCAAGGAUCUCAUUGGUAUAGUCCUGCUAGUGUUGAGGAGCUCCAAAGCUUAUUGCAAGAGAAUGAGGCUAAUGAUGGAACCUCAAUGAAAAUUAUUGUUGGUAACACAGGGAUGGGAUAUUACAAGGAACAAGAAAGCUAUGACAUGUACAUUGAUUUAAAAUAUAUUCUUGAGCUCUCAAUCAUCAGGAAAGACCAGACAGGAAUUGAAAUUGGAGCAGCUGUGACAAUUUCCAAAGCUAUUGAAGCUAUGAAGGAAGAAAAUGAAGGUGAUUUUCAUCUAGAAAGUAAAACAGUGUUCCAAAAAAUCGCUGCUCAUAUGGAAAAGAUAGCUUCAGGAUUCGUAAGGAAUUCAGGUAGCGUAGGAGGAAAUUUGAUGAUGGCCCAGAGGAAACAUUUUCCAUCAGAUAUUGCUACCAUACUACUUCCUGUGGGUACAAUAAUGAAUAUAAUGACAGGUCGGAAAAUUGAAAAGCUUACACUGGAGGAGUUCCUUGGAAGGCCUCCUUUAGAUUCCAAAACCAUUCUUUUAAGCAUUAAGAUUCCUUGCUGGGGGUCAAGAAGGGAUAUUUCUUCUGAAACUGAUACUAAGCUGCUAUUUGACACUUAUCGGGCUGCACUACGUCCUCUUGGAAAUGCACUGCCCUAUUUGAAUGCUGCUUUCUUGGCUGAGGUUUCUUUUUGUACAAACUCUACUGGAGUUAGACUAAAUAACUGCCAGUUGGCUUUUGGUGGUUAUGGGACCAGACGUCCGAUUAGAGCAAGGAAGGUUGAGGAGUUUCUUACUGGAAAGUUGCUAAGUGUCGGUGUUCUGUAUGAGGCUACUAAAUUACUUGGAACCAUUGUAAUACCUGAAGAUGGUACCUCACAUCCUAGUUACAGGACAAGCUUGGCUGUUGGCUAUCUUUACGAGUUCCUAAGCCCCUUAAUUGACACUCUUGCUGAAAUUUCUGAUGGUUUUCUCAAUGGCAUCUUGUUGAAAGAUUCCAAAAUAAAACCAAGUUGUGAUGAGUUUGGUAAAAACCAACUCCCAACGUUGUUAUCAUCUGGAAAGCAGGUGAUUCAAUUAAGUGAAGAAUAUCAUCCAGUUGGAAAGCCCAUUACCAAAGCUGGAGCUGCCAUUCAAGCUUCUGGUGAGGCUAUUUACGUGGAUGACAUUCCAUCUCCAAGAAAUUGCCUACAUGGAGCCUUUGUAUAUAGCACAGAGCCUCUGGCACGGGUGAAGGGCAUAAAAUUUAAACCCGGUUCAUCAACGGUUGGAGUAACUGCACUUAUGACUGUCAAAGACAUUCCAGGGAAGAACGUAGGUAGUAAGUCCAUAUUUGGUGAGGAGCCUUUGUAUGCAGAUGAGAUUGCUCAAUGUGUGGGAGAUCGCAUUGCCUUUGUGGUAGCAGGUACACAGAAACAUGCAGACCUGGCAGCAAACAUUGCAGUGGUUGAUUAUGACAAGGAGAAUCUCGAACCACCCAUAUUAUCUGUAGAAGAAGCUGUUGAUAGAUGUAGCUUUUUUGAGCUUCCACCUUCCCUUUACCCCCUACAAUUUGGUGAUUUCUCCAAAGGCAUGGAUGCAGCUGAUCACCAAAUUCUCUCAGCUCAGAUCGAACUUGGGUCGCAAUACUAUUUCUAUAUGGAGACACAAACUGCGCUGGCUGUGCCAGAUGAAGACAACUGCAUUGUGGUGUACAGUUCUAAUCAAGUCCCUGAGUUCACACAAGAUACAAUAGCUCAAUGCCUUGGUGUUCCUGGACAUAACGUUCGUGUGGUUACAAGAAGGAUCGGAGGAGGUUUUGGUGGAAAGGCCAUAAAAGCAAUUUCUGUUGCUACAGCUUGUGCACUUGCUGCUUACAAAUUACAGCGUCCAGUCAGGAUAUACAUGAACCGAAAGACUGAUAUGAUAAUGGCAGGAGGAAGGCACCCCAUGAAAAUAACUUAUAGUGUAGGAUUCAAAACUAAUGGGAAGAUUACUGCCCUAAAACUCAAUAUACUAAUCGAUGCAGGGAUAUACUCGGAUGUAAGUUUAGCUAUUCCUGGAAUGAUGCUUGGAGCACUUAAGAAAUAUGACUGGGGUGCUCUAUCUUUUGAUGUAAAACUAUGCAAAACAAACCUUCCGAGUAGAUCAGCAAUGAGGGCCCCAGGAGACCUACAGGGAUCAUUUAUUGCUGAAGCAAUAAUCGAAGACGUAGCAUCCUCCCUUUCCAUUGAAGUGGAUUCUGUCAGAAAUGUUAAUCUCCACACAUACAACAGCCUUGACUUCUUUUACAAGAGUAGUGCAGGCGAACCUAUGGAGUAUACUUUACCUGCAAUAUGGGAUAAGUUGGCCACUUCUUCAAGCUUUUACCAGAGGACUGAAAUGUUAAAAGAAUUCAAUAGGCGUAAUACAUGGCGGAAAAGGGGAAUUUCACGUGUGCCAAUUGUGCAUGAAGUGUCAGUGAGAGCAACACCAGGGAAAGUAAGCAUUCUACAUGAUGGAUCCAUUGUUGUUGAAGUUGGAGGAAUUGAGUUGGGUCAGGGUCUCUGGACAAAAGUAAAACAGAUGACUGCAUAUGCUCUCAGUUUGAUCCAAUGUGGUGGAACAGAAGAACUUUCCAAGAAAGUAAGGGUCAUACAAGCAGAUACUUUGAGUUUAAUUCAAGGGGGUAUGACUGCUGGCAGCACAACAUCUGAGUCCAGCUGUGAAGCAGUUAGACUUUGCUGCAAUGUCUUGGUUGAGAGACUUACCUCUCUCAAGGAGAAGUUGCUGCAGCAAAUGAAAUCUAUAGAAUGGGAGACGCUGAUUUUUCAGGCAUAUCUCAAUUCUGUGAACUUAUCAGCAAGUUCAUAUUAUGUACCUGACUCUUCCUCUACACAUUACCUAAACUAUGGUGUAGCAGUGAGUGAGGUGGAGGUAAACCUUUUAACGGGGGAAACAACAACUUUGCGGACAGAUAUUCUAUAUGACUGUGGCCAGAGCUUGAAUCCUGCUGUGGAUUUAGGACAGAUUGAAGGAGCUUAUGUUCAAGGAAUUGGGUUCUUUAUGCUUGAAGAAUACCCCACAAACACAAAUGGAUUAGUGAUUGCAAAUGGCACAUGGACUUAUAAGAUCCCUACAGUGGAUACAAUACCCAAACAGUUUAAUGUCGAAAUCUUAAACAGUGGACAUCAUAAAAACCGUGUACUUUCUUCAAAAGCAUCUGGUGAGCCGCCAUUACUUCUAGCAGUUUCAGUUCACUGUGCUACAAGGGCAGCUAUAAAAGAAGCCAGGCGACAGCUUCUUUCAUGGAGUGGCCUAGACAGAGACGUGUCUAAUUCAACAUUCAAGUUGCAGGUACCCGCCACCAUGCCUGUUGUGAAGGAGCUGUGUGGGCUUGAUGGCGUUCAGAGGUUCUUGCAAUGGACAAUGGGCAGAAAGUGAUCAGGGGAUUCGGCUGGCUGGUUGGCUAAAAUUCAGUGUAUCUGCAUGUAAUGUAAUAAUGUUACUGAUAAAUAAGCCUCCAUUUUUCGUUCAUGUUUCAAACAAGGUAAAUUCUGUAGCUUGACAUCAGACCAUAGCUUUGGGCAAAUUGUUGAAUACAUCGACUCAGGUCAGCUAACACGGGCAGACUUAGAUGGUCAGUCACAAACAUACAUUAACCUGUUAAUCAA
Molecule: messenger RNA, 4476 nt
Organism: Theobroma umbraticum
Lineage: Eukaryota; Viridiplantae; Streptophyta; Magnoliopsida; Malvales; Malvaceae
Product: indole-3-acetaldehyde oxidase-like
Molecular function (GO): aldehyde oxidase activity; FAD binding; 2 iron, 2 sulfur cluster binding
Source: RefSeq, a predicted model, not a curated record